CAUAACAAUAACUAUUAUACGUCUCACUCACAAAAAUUAAAAAAACAACCCACUCUCCAAAUCAUACAGUUGUAUUUUUCAUUAUAAAAAUUUCGUAAAAUGUCAUCCACCUCCCACUGAGAUCGCAUCUUCAUCUCAUUCUCUCUCUGUCUGUCUGUCUGUCUCUCUCUCUCUCUCUCUCUCUCUCUCUGACUUCCGUUGCCUUCGCUUCCGGGACUCCCCAUCUCUUUAAUGGCUACUUUGAAACCGGCAAAGCCAUACAGACGCCACCCAUUCAACGAAUUUAGGGCUAGGGUUUGCUGCAACAAGAUGGAUGAUACAAAACAAGUGGGGAAGCCACCCAAGUUCAAAGGCAUCAGUCACGAAGUUCAGGAGAUCUUGGAGGCUGACUUAGACGAUGCUCAAGCCAGGCGUCGCGCUCGUGAGGCCUUCAAACAAGUUCAACUCUCAAUUGAUCAUUACUUGUUCAAAUUGCCAUGUGAUGGGGUGAAGAUGAACGAGUCAUAUGAAGUGAACUCUAGAGGCGUGGAAAUUUUCACAAAAAGUUGGCUUCCAAAAACCUGCCCCCCCAAAGCAAUUAUUUAUUACUGUCAUGGUUACGGAGAUACUUGCACAUUCUUGGCUGAAGGAAUUGCCAGGAAGUUAGUAUUUUCUGGAUAUGGAGUUUUUGCGAUGGAUUAUCCAGGAUUUGGUCUUUCAGAAGGUCUUCAUGGAUAUAUUCCAAGCUUUGAUAUCCUGGUUGAUGAUGUCAUUGAGCAGUACUCAAAAACCAAAGAGAACCCUGAGUUUGGCAGUCUCCCAAGAUUCCUGUUCGGACAGUCAAUGGGUGGAGCUGUAGUUUUGAAGGUCCAUCUGAAACAGCCACAUGCGUGGAAUGGAGCCAUUCUCGUUGCACCUAUGUGCAAAAUUGCAGAUGACAUGGUUCCACCACGGUUAUUGACACAAAUCCUUAUUGGUGUAGCUAAAUUUCUUCCAAAGCAGAAGCUAGUUCCUCAAAAAGACUUAGCUGAGUUGGCAUUCAGAGACUUGCAUAAGAGAGAACUGGCAGCCUAUAAUGUCGUUGCUUACAAGCAUAAACCACGUUUGCAGACUGCCGUAGAGCUUCUAAGAACCACCCAAGAGAUAGAACGUCGUUUAGAAGAAGUCUCUCUGCCACUAUUGAUUCUGCAUGGGGAGGCUGAUAUUGUGACUGAUGUAUCAGUGAGCAAGUCUUUGUGUGAGAAGGCCAGCAGUUCAGACAAGAAACUAAACUUAUAUAAAGAAGCUUAUCAUUCCCUCCUUGAUGGCGAACCAGAUGAUAUGAUAAUUCGCGUAUUUGAUGAUAUUAUUUCUUGGCUUGAUGAGCGCUGCGUAAAAACUACUGAUUGUUGAUGGCAGACAGUUGAUCCUCUUGUUCAUGUACCCAUCAUGGAAAGAAAAACAUAAAGAAAAAAUAGAGAAUGAAUGGAAUGGAAAAGGAAGUAAAAAAAAGAAAGAAAAUGAAAAAAGAAAAGAAAAAAAAGAGGUGGAUAUUGCAUAUAAAAUCAUUUUGUGCAUUGCAUCUGAACUAUGAACUAUGUAUUUGAAUUUUGAAACAGAAAAGUUAAUUUACAAAAUAGGUUCGAAGAUAUUUUAUUUGUCAA
Molecule: messenger RNA, 1622 nt
Organism: Camellia sinensis
Lineage: Eukaryota; Viridiplantae; Streptophyta; Magnoliopsida; Ericales; Theaceae
Product: alpha/beta-Hydrolases superfamily protein
Source: RefSeq, a predicted model, not a curated record